GAAUAAUAUUUAUUAUAGUUAUUAUAAUGGAGCCCGGGCAUCUAACGAGGCCCAAUCGCCAUCGUCGUCGUCUACCUACCCGUCGGUCAGCGCCUCUCCUCUUCCCCUCGCUGCAUAGGCAACCCAAUAAUUGAAAUCAACCCUAUCCCUUUUCCGUCCCUUUCCCGUCACCGUCCCAGCCGCCCUCUCUGCGUCAUCCCAAUCUCUCCCACCUCCGAUUUCCAGACAUGGAUGCUAAAGAUGAUGAUGCAACAAGCAUGAUGGAGCAUUCAAAGAAGAGGUCUAAAAGGUCAAAUAAAAGCAAAGAGAACAACAAUAUGAAGAAUGGCCUACACAAUCAAGAGAAACUUGAGGGACACAACAUAUUUGAAGAAGGUCAUGCCACUGAAAGCAGGGAUUGGCUUGAAGAUGUUGAAGAGAAGAAGAUGGAGGUACGCGUUGCAGAUGAAGAGAAUGUUCAGGGCCCCGAUUUUCUUGAGGAAGGAAGUUUCACAAAGAGGAGGGAGCGGACUGAAGAUUUUGAAAACAAAAAAGAGAAAAAAAGGAAGAGAUAUGUUAAGUGCAAUGUGAUUGAGUCACAUCCAGGGGAUGAGUGCAUUGAAGGUUGUACUGAGAUGGCCAGAACGAAGAAGAAGAAGAAGAAAGAGGAGAAAAGAAAGAAAAAAUGUGAUGUUUGUGUUGGUUCAAAAGAUAUUGGGUCAGAAAGUCUUGCAACUAUUGAAAGCGAGAACAUUAGCAGGAGGAAGAUGGCUGGAAAUGUUCCUAAAGAUACAAAGAGUCAAAAAAACUUGGAGGUUUUUCCUGAUUGUGGUGAUGUUCUUGAUAAGGGAGAGCAAAAAAUCAACAAAGUGGAAUUAGUUCAAGGUAAGAGGUUCUCAAAAGAAGAGGAUGACAUCAUCAAAGAAGCUGUCUAUAAGUUCGUAGAGAGGCAUGAUUUGGGUGAUGAAGGGUUGGAUAUGGUUUUUAACACACGAUCUUUUACAAAUCUGAGAGGCUGCUUGAGUGAAAUUGGGGCUGCCAUUCCUUACCGACCUAAUAAAUCUGUCUACAUGCGUGCUGUUAAGAUUUUUCGUAAAAGUGAAAGCCCUUUGACUGAAGAAGAGUAUGAAUUUGUAAAAGAGUAUCAAGAAAGACAUGGGAAUCGAUGGGCAGACAUGGCCAAGAAACUUGGCAAAUUUGGGGGCCAUGUCUUUAAUGCAUGGGUCAGAAGAAGGUUGCCCAAUAUGAAGAGGGGACGCUGGUCUCAGGAGGAAUAUAAAACUUUGUUUGAUUUAGUGAACAUUGAUCUGCAAUUGAAGGUUUAUCAAGACAAGAAAACCAAUCACGGCAUGCUGCGCGACAACAUCUCUUGGACAGCAAUAAGUAAUAAAUUGGGGACACGAAAUCUCCCAACAUGUUGUAGGAAGUGGUACCACCAGUUAACUUCACCAAUGGUCAUGGAAGGCAAAUGGGCCGAUUCUGAUGAUUAUCGGCUUAUAGGUGCAUUGUAUGACUUGGAUGCAAGCUGCAUGGAGAAUGUGGACUGGGACAAUCUUCUUGAUCACAGGUCUGGCGAAGUGUCUCUGCAGCGUUGGAAGCAAAUGGUUCGCCACAUUGGUCAUUAUGAGAACAAAUCAUUUGCGGAACAAGUUGAAGUUCUGGCAAGUAGAUAUUGCCCUUACUUGCUUGAAGCAAGGGAUGCCUGGGAUAACAAGCCUCUUGUGCCAUGAAUCCUUGUUAUCUUUUCACUGCAAUGUGUCGGCAAUUGGAGAUAUGUUUUUGUUCUUUAACUUGUGUUUUAAGGCUCCAUUUGACUUUAGUUUAGAAUUUCCUUCGGCUUUUCUGAAAAUGCUAUCUAACGUGGCUAAUGUAGUGGUUGGUGUGCACCAUUAAUCUGAAUAGCAAGCUUUGCUUUGACUUCACAAAAAAGAAUUGUUUUAAUUUCUAGCCAGAAUUUCUUUAGUAUAGAGAUGUUUUUGUAAUUUGAUGUGUUUGUUAGUACAGAGUACUCCGUAUUAGAUAUCUUUCAAGUAUGUAUCAUUGAUUGUUUCCUUGGUCACUUGGAUGUGCCUAUAUUUGGGUUUGACCUAAAACAAUGGUUUGGGUGAUGUGU
Cuscuta campestris is the source of this 2092-nucleotide messenger RNA. NCBI's taxonomy places the organism in Eukaryota, Viridiplantae, Streptophyta, Magnoliopsida, Solanales, Convolvulaceae. The record is from the annotation of a GenBank genome assembly.